GCAGCGGCAGCGCCACCAACUUUUAAUGUAGCGUUUUGGUUGAUUUUAAGUUUAGUUAGAAAUUUAACAGCGCGCUUGUUAGACGUCCAGGUGCGCAGCGUGGAAAUCAGUUAAAAUAACAAUACAAUAAUAAAUCCGAAAAAAUUAAAAAAAUUAUAAAAAGCAACAACACAAUAAAGAUAUUCAUUCGCAUUACCAUUUUCCACAUGAAUAACUGUAUAUUUGUAACUGUAUAUUUGUAACUGUAACUUAGUGGUUCAUCGAAUUCAUUAACCCGCCACGUGAGUGAUCGUGCAGCACACCUAAAACACCAGCGCAUACAUUUGGUCUGCAAAGUUGUUCAAAAAAAGAAGACGAAGCAGAAGUAGCAAAAAGCGCAAUUAACCUAAAAUUGCAAUAGUAAAAAUUUGAAGUGAAAAGAAAAUUGAGCAAAAAAUAAAUUUUACUUCUUUUACAUUUAAUUUACAAACAAUUCCGACAAGUGUUUGGUGUGAAAAAAUCGCAGUUGCAACACAGUUAUAGUGUUGUUGUUGUAAAAAAUUGUUGUAGCAAGUGCAAGAAAUACGUUGUUGCAUACAUUCACCUCACCCUAACCACCAACAACCAACAACAACAAACGCUUACAAAUAUGGAUGUCGCUUGGCGUUUUCGUAUUAUGAUCUUCACAGCGUUAGCCUUGAUGUUGUUCGGCGAUUUUUACGGUUAUGGCAGUGUACGCGGCGUACAAUCGGAUACAAAUCAGGCGUCGGCGGCAGCGGCAGUCGCCACCACCGGACCGGGCAAAUUCCAACAGAGCGACGCGGAUAUUGAAAUUGGCGAAGACACCGAGAUCAAUGAGUUCUCCGCUGUUGCGCUUCAACGAAAGCAAACAUCACUCAAAUCACAACUAACAGAUGCCAUCAAGGAGUCUUGCCUGCCAAAAAUGCUCUGCGAAAUGUCCGCAAAGCCAGAAUAUAUGCUCACCGAAAAGGAGAAGGAUCUCUUGUACUUGAUAAGAUCAUCCACCAUGUCGCUGGCAAUGAAUGCAGCGCCCAGUAAGUGGCACUUCGCCGCUCACAUGGGUGAAUUACUACGGUAUACAGGAGAUGAUAAUAGCGGUCCCAUGGGUUGUGCCAAUUUGUGGCCAAAUUGUCCCAUAAGUUCGAAGAAGUUAAUGAAGUUAUCGCAUAAAGUGAAGCUGUAAAAUAAUGUUUAACCCACUCGAUUAAGGAUAUAUAUAAUUAAGAUGAAUGAAGGCGAAAAUCACAAAGGUUUACCUAAAUGAUAAAUAAAAUGUCAAAGUCAAAUGGAGGGAGAGA
Zeugodacus cucurbitae (melon fly) is the source of this 1298-nucleotide messenger RNA. RefSeq lists its product as uncharacterized. Bases 629 to 1183 code for a protein of 184 amino acids. The record is from RefSeq and is a predicted model, not a curated record. NCBI's taxonomy places the organism in Eukaryota, Metazoa, Arthropoda, Insecta, Diptera, Tephritidae. The transcript has 4 exons.